Messenger RNA from Cornus florida, 4075 nucleotides. RefSeq names its product ABC transporter B family member 9. Gene Ontology annotation, molecular function: ATP hydrolysis activity; ATP binding; ABC-type transporter activity. Gene Ontology annotation, cellular component: membrane. The coding region runs from base 2 to 3781 and encodes 1259 amino acids. Gene Ontology annotation, biological process: transmembrane transport. The transcript has 12 exons. NCBI's taxonomy places the organism in Eukaryota, Viridiplantae, Streptophyta, Magnoliopsida, Cornales, Cornaceae. The record is from RefSeq and is a predicted model, not a curated record.
GAUGGCAGAGAAGAAAACCCGGAAAGCAGUGGAUCAAAAAGUUCCGUUCUAUAGGCUUUUUGCAUUUGCGGAUCGGCUUGAUAUUGCGUUGAUGAUCGUUGGUGGGGUUUGUGCUGCUGGGGCCGGCUUAGCAAUGCCUUUCAUGACUCUUAUUUUUGGGGAACUUGUUAAUUCUUUUGGUAGCUCAGACCCUAAACAUGUUGUGCAUGUUGUUUCUCAGAUAGCCAUCAGGUUCUUUUACUUGGGUAUUGGUGUCGGCAUCUCUGCAUUCCUACAGGUGACGUGUUGGACAAUAACGGGGGAGAGACAGGCAGCACGCGUACGAGAACUGUACUUGAAAACAAUAUUAAGACAGGACAUUGCAUUCUUUGAUACUGAAACAACAACAGGUGAGGUCAUUGGGAGAAUGUCUGGCGAUACGAUUCUAAUUCAAGAAGCCAUGGGUGAUAAGGUCGGGAGGUUCAUACUAAACAUGUCAACAUUCAUUGGCGGCUUUGCAAUUGCAUUUAUACAAGGAUGGCGUCUAGCAAUAGUCGUGAUUGCGUGCAUUCCUGCUAUGGUUGUUGCUGGAGGAGUUAUGACAAUGGUCAUGAUCAGAAUGUCAAGCCGUGGACAAAUUGCUUAUGCAGAAGCUGGAAAUGUAGUUGAGCAAACAGUAGGAGCCAUUAGAACGGUUGCGUCCUUCACCGGGGAGAAGUUAGCCAUAAGUAAGUACAAUAGCAACCUACAACCUGCCUAUGUUGCAGCUGUUCGACAAGGGUUAGCCUCAGGAGGGGGAAUGGGUGUUAUCUUGGCGAUUAUGUUCUCCACUUAUGGAUUGGCCGUUUGGUAUGGAUCCAAGUUGAUCAUAGAGAAAGGAUACAAUGGCGGAAAAGUCAUCAAUGUCAUGAUGGCACUCGUGAUGGGAGGAAUGUCAUUGGGACAGACAACCCCAAACUUGGGUGCAUUUGCAGCAGGGCAAGCUGCAGCGUACAAAAUGUUUGAGACAAUCAAACGUAAACCAAAAAUUGAUGUAUAUGACGCUAGUGGUAUUGUAUUGGAAGACAUCAAGGGUGAAAUUGAACUAAGAGAUGUGUACUUCAGAUAUCCAGCAAGACCUGACGUGCAAAUAUUUUCUGGAUUCUCAUUACAUGUUCCAAGUGAAUCAACUGCGGCUUUAGUGGGGCAAAGUGGAAGCGGGAAAUCAACGGUGAUAAGUCUUUUAGAAAGAUUUUAUGAUCCUGAUGCCGGUGGCGUAUUUAUAGACGGUGUAGAUAUGAAGAAGUUUAAACUCAAAUGGAUUAGAGAGAAGAUGGGGCUAGUUGGUCAGGAACCUGUCCUGUUUGCAACUUCUAUAAGGGAGAAUAUAGCAUAUGGGAAGGAAAACGCCACCGAUGAAGAGAUUAGAACAGCAAUUGAGCUUGCUAAUGCUGCAAAGUUCAUCGAUAAGCUGCCCGAGAGGCUGAACACAAUGGUAGGUGAGCAUGGAAUAGCGCUAUCAGGUGGACAAAAGCAAAGAAUAGCAAUAGCAAGAGCAAUUUUGAAGAACCCAAAAAUCCUCCUCCUUGAUGAAGCAACAAGUGCGCUGGAUGCCGAGUCAGAACGUAUUGUGCAAGAUGCGUUGGUAAAAAUCAUGUCAAACCGGACAACUGUGGUAGUUGCACAUCGUUUGACAACAGUCAGAAAUGCAGACAUGAUAGCAGUGGUGCAAACUGGGAAGCUUGUGGAGCAAGGUACUCAUGCUGAGUUGAUCAAAGAUCCAGAUGGGGCUUACUCCCAGCUAGUUCGCUUGCAAGAAGGGACUAAUCAAGCUGAAGAAGCACAAGGGAUCGAUCCAGAUGAUGUUAAUACAAGUCUGGAUUCUGUAGAUGUAACAAUGGGUAAGUCUGGAAGCGCGAGAUCGAUGGGGAGAUCCGUAAGCAGAGGCUCAUCAGGUAGCCAGCGGUACUCUGUCAGACAAAGUUUUGGUACUCUCGGUCCCACUGGAGAUGAGGAGGAGAAUACUGAGAAAAAAGAUACCGUUAAGCAGAAGCGUCGCAAAUUUUCCCUUAGAUGGCUAGCCUGCCUAAAUAAACCUGAGGUCCCAGUUUUGCUACUUGGAACUAUUGCUGCAGCCAUACAUGGUGUAACCUUCCCUGUAUAUGGACUCCUAAUAUCAUCAGCCAUUAAGACAUUUUUUGAACCUCCAAACGAAUUAAAGAAAGAUUCAAGGUUCUGGGCACUCAUGUUCAUCGGUCUGGGAGUCCUUAAUCUGGUAGUCUUGCCACUGCAGAGCUAUAUGUUUGCCAUUGCAGGGGGUAAAUUGAUCCAACGAAUUCGUUCCCUCACAUUCGAGAAGGUUGUGUAUCAAGAAAUUAGUUGGUUUGAUGACCCCGCAAAUUCAAGUGGUGCUGUUGGUGCGAGGCUAUCUACUGAUGCUACAACGGUGCGGAGUAUUGUUGGUGAUUCCCUGGCCACCAUUGUCCAGAACGCAGCAACAAUAAUAGCUGGAGUUACCAUUGCAUUCACAGCUAACUGGAUAUUGGCAUUCAUCAUUCUAGCUGUGUUGCCGUUGGUGGGCGUGCAAGGGUACUUUCAGAUGAAAUUCUAUAAAGGGUUCAGCGCAGAUGCCAAGGUGAUGUAUGAAGAAGCCAGUCAAGUUGCAAAUGAUGCCGUUGGCGGCAUCAGAACAGUUGCAUCGUUUUGUGCUGAGGAGAAGGUGAUGGAUAUGUUCCAAAAGAAAUGUCAAGCCCCCAUGAAAAAAGGAAUUAGGCUGGGAGUUGUCGGUGGAUGUGGUUUCGGCUUUGGUCAAUUUGCACUGAUGUGCACAAAUGCAUUCAGUUUCUACAUUGGAUCUAUACUUGUGCAACAUAAUAAAGCAACUUUUGCCGAAGUUUUCAGGGUUUUCUUUGCUUUGACAAUGACUGCACUUGGGAUUUCCCAGGGUACCGCUUUGACUCCAGACUUAAACAAAGCUAGGGAAUCCGCUGCCUCCAUUUUUGAAAUUCUCGACAGGAAGUCCAAGAUUGACUCGAGCAGUGACGAGGGCACAACGCUAGCAACUGUAAACGGUAACUUAUUGUUGCAGAAUGUCUCCUUUAGUUAUCCAACACGCCCCGAUAUCCAAGUUUUCAGAGAUUUGUGCUUAACCAUGCCCCCUGGAAAGGUACUCACCAGCUAUACUGUUGCUCUUGUUGGAGAGAGUGGCAGUGGGAAGUCUACAGUAAUCAGUCUAAUAGAGAGGUUUUAUGAUCCCGACUCCGGCCAUAUUUAUCUCGAUGGAGUUGAAAUUCGCAAGUUCAAGCUAAGCUGGCUACGACAGCAAAUGGGGCUGGUAGGCCAAGAACCCGUACUCUUCAAUGAAACACUCCGCACAAACAUAGCUUAUGGCAAGCAAGGAGGCGCCACUGAAGAAGAGAUCAUUGCGGCCACAAAAGCGGCAAAUGCAUACAACUUCAUAUCAGCAUUGCCACAGGGUUUUGACACGUCGGUUGGGGAAAGAGGAGUGCAGUUGUCCGGUGGGCAGAAGCAGCGAAUUGCCAUUUCAAGGGCAAUCCUUAAAGACCCAAGGAUCCUUUUACUUGACGAGGCAACAAGUGCAUUAGAUGCAGAGUCAGAGCGCGUGGUGCAGGACGCGUUAGAUAGAGUAAUGGUGCACAGGACAACCGUCGUCGUUGCUCACCGGCUCACCACCAUUAAAGGGGCUGACAUAAUCGCAGUUGUGAAGAACGGUGUGAUUGCAGAGAAGGGAACACAUGAUGUGCUUAUGAAUAUAAACGAUGGCGCUUAUGCUUCUCUUGUAGCCCUUCACAUGACCUCUUGAAAGUAGCAGAAAGAAGAGUUCAAAACAGCUGCAUUCUGUUGUUGAAUGCGCAGAAAUCUGCCACAAUGCAUUAUUAGUUUUGCUACGAUAGUCCAUGUAUCGUGCAGAUUUUAUUUUUCUUUUUGGUAGGUAACACCAUUUUUUUUAUUUUUUAUUUUUUUUGAGUAAUGACACAAAAAUUGAUUUUUUUUUGGGUUUGACCCUGAUGCAUAGAGUCCAAGGAGUCUUUUUGUCAGUAGGGAUACGAAUAGACUCUCAUUAAAGAUUUAACAUUUACAGUUUUGGAGCUGCCAA